Molecule: messenger RNA, 2457 nt
Organism: Vidua macroura (Pin-tailed whydah)
Lineage: Eukaryota; Metazoa; Chordata; Aves; Passeriformes; Viduidae
Gene: DUOXA2
Product: dual oxidase maturation factor 2
Exons: 6
Coding region: 10-972 (320 amino acids)
Biological process (GO): protein transport
Cellular component (GO): endoplasmic reticulum membrane
Source: RefSeq, a predicted model, not a curated record
AGGUGCAGGAUGACUCUUUUUGAUGGCGUCUACCCCUUCUACCCGCAGCAGAGGAAGGCUGCUGUGUUUGACAUCAGCACCAUCAUCGUCAUCGUGGUCUUCCUGACACUGGCUUGCAGCUUCCUGCUCAUCAUCCCGGGCAUCCGCGGGCGGGCGAGGUUGUACUGGACUCUCCGUGUUCUCCUCAGCCUCUUCGUGGGAAUGGUGAUUGUCGUUGUCCAGUUCACAAGGGACUGGGAGACUGGCUGGGUGCAGGCAAACACCUCCUACAAGUCCUUCAGCCAUGUCCAGGUGAACGCGGACAUCGGGCUGCACAUCGGCCUGGCAGGGGUGAAUGUCACACUCAGGGGAAACCCAGUGGAGCAGAUCAACGAGACCAUCAACUACAACGAGCACUUUCCCUGGAACUUUGGAGUGGAUUAUGACCGCAGCUACAGCGAGGGGCUGCAGAAGGGGCUGCCCAGCCCCAUCCUCUACGUGGCAGAGAAGUUCAGCACGCAGAGCCCCUGCGCCGUGCACAGACAGUACCGCAUCGCCAGCCACUACGCCUCAGCCAUGCUCUGGGUAGCCUUUUGCACGUGGGUCAUCUCCAACAUUCUCUUCUCCAUGCCUGUCCUCAUUUAUGGAGGGUACAUGCUCCUGGUCACAGGGGCCUUCAUGAUCUUCUCGCUGCUCUCCUUUUCCACCGUGAGGAACACUCCAAUGUGCCUGAUCCAGAUUGGGACCAGGACCCUGCACGUAGCCUAUGGGGGAUCUUUCUGGCUCAUGCUAGCAAUUGGCCUACUCUGUUUUGUGGUUGGGAUCACCAUCGUGGCCAUGCACUACCUCAGUUUGGACCUGCUGAAAACGUUCUUUGAUCUCCGUGAGGACAAAGCAGAGGAGUACCAGGAGAUGCCUGAGGUGUUCAUCAACCCUCACUUUGUGAGCAAGGGCCUGUCUCCUUCUCAGCCCUCUGAAAUCAACAGCGUCUAAAAGAAAGUCCUCACUCUUUCCCUGAAGAUGGACCCAAAAGGGCAGAACAAAUUCUUCUUGAUGUCCCCAGAGAUGCAUUUCCUCAUGCAACUGCCUUUGAAGCCCACAUUGGGAUGGGUCCUUGCUGGGAAGUAACUUCCCAGACUGUGUCUCCCUGUGUCUCCCUCUGGAAGGGGCAGGCUGUGCUGGCAGGCUGCCAUCAGAGCAGCUCACAGCUGCUGAGACGUGGGCUGCACACUCACCUGGGGACCCCUGGCCCAGGAGGAAUGCCCUUCCUGCUCCAUGCCCUUCCUGCUCCAUGCCCUGUCCCACGCUGCAGUGCAGGGGUUUUCCAAUGAUCUGUUCCCUCUGAAACUGAGAAACAGGUCAUGGGUCACAUUUCUGCCUGGGAGCACCUGCCACUCCAAAAGCCUGGGAUUAAACCUGCUCAUUUUUUCCCCAAAUAUGACAUUUUGUGGUUUAGGUGUAUCCAGGAAAGCCAGGUAUGGAUCCAAUUUCUACAGGCUGGAUGCUGCAGGAGCUGGAACAAAAAAACUGCUGCAGAAACAAAGGCUGAGUAAAUGUACCAUGGAGUUUGCUGUGAGGGAUGUGCUGAUGGGAUUCUUUUCACCUCCAAAUUUGGCCUUUAUUAGACGAAACUUGUAGCCUAGUGUGGGCCAAAAAGAUGCCAUAGGAAAGGAAGGAGAGUGAAGUUAUCCCUUCACUCCACUUCCAGCUGGACACUUCUGUGUCCAGCUGGAGAACACUUAGACUGUCUGGGCAGCAGGGUAGGGAGGGGAAUCUGUCUCUCUGCCUCACUCAGGUGAGACCCCCACCUGCAGAGCUGCCUCCAGAGAGGACGUGGAGCUGUUGGAGAGAGUCCAGAGGAGGCCACGGAGAUGCUCUGAGGAUGGAGCCCCUCUGCUCUGGAGCCAGGCUGGGAGAGCUGGGGGUGCUCACCUGGAGACAAGAGAAGGCUCCAGGGAGACCUCAGAGCCCCUGCCAGAGAAUAAAGGGGCUCAAAGAGAUCUGGAGAGGGACUGGGGACAGGGGCCCGUAGGGACAGGAUGAGAAGAAAUAAUUUCCCACUGCCAGAGGGCAGGGUUAGAUGGGAUAUUGGGAAGGAAUUUCUGGCUGGGAGGGUGGUGAGGCCUUGGCACAGGUUGCCCAGAGCAGCUGUGGCUGCCCAUCCCUGGCAGUGUCCAAGGCCAGGUUGGUCAGGGCUUGGAGCAACCUGGGAUAGUGAAAGGUGUCCCUGCUCAUGUCAGGGGGUGGAACAAGAUGAGUCUUAAGGUCCCUUCCAACCCAAACCAUUCUGGGAUUAUAUAUCUGAAUGCUGGAAACCUGGGCACCUUCAUUCCAAUUAAUUGUAAAGUACAUAAUUUCAGUAUUUGGACUUUUCUUUCUGAGAUCCUUGCUGGUAAGUUACUUAUUUCUGUCAGAUGAUAUUUGUACGUCACUAAUGUGGUUUGUUCUGCACAGGAAUUAUUUUCAAUAAAACUUUAC